AUGUACUUGUCUCUCCUGCUGACGCUCUAUCUGUUACACCUCUCCUUUGUAGUACGCGCUCUCGGUCACCACGACUGGUCUAAUCAGACACUCUGCUCAGCCAAUUCUUUCCAGAUCGCCAACAACGGCACCGACAGUACCAUCUGGCCAUGGCAAACUUACAGAUCGUCCAAUGCCACACCUCCAAUGCUCCAGAUCAACACCACUGGCAAGAAUUUGAGCCCCGGUCUCCUGUUCUUUACCCCGUUCGACGGUUCCAGCACUCCUGGCGCGAAAGAACAAGUCCUCAUCGUCAUGACUGACAAAGGCGACUUGGUUUGGAACGGACCGGAGCAACACAAUGCUGACCUACGUGUCCAGACAUUCAACGACGAACCAGUCCUGGUCUACUGGUCAGGCGAAGGCACUGCCGGCACUUCUCUGGCAGUCGGACACGGCUACGGCGAAAUUGUUGUCCUCGAUAAAAGUUAUCAAGUCACACACACCGUGUGCCCGAAUCUCGACAUCACUCUUCCCCCCGGCGCGACGGCAAGAUGUGCUGUGGAUGUUCACGAGGCUCUGAUCACCUCACGGGACACGAUGCUUUUCACGGCGUAUAAUACAACCCCCUUCGACCUGUCCAGCAUAGGUGGUCCGAGGAAUGGAUGGGCACUGGAUUCGCUCGUCUUUGAAGUCAACAUAACCACGGGCGAGGUAUUGUUCGAAUGGAGUCCUCUCAGACACCUACCACUUAACAGUACACACUACCCUCUUAACGGUGCCGGCGUCAACGCAAGUGUACCGUUUGACGCCUUUCACGUGAACUCUAUUCAGCUCAUCGAUGGUGGCCACUACCUGAUCAAUUCGCGCCACACCUGGUCUACCUAUCUAGUUGACACUGACGGCAAAAUCAUCUGGGAAAUCAAUGGUCUUGACGGUGGAGACUUCGGGAAGCUGCCAGAAGGUGCUUCGUUUUCCUGGCAACACGAUGCCCGCUUUUCCUCCAUCAACCAGGCUUCUGCGUUCCUCACGUGGUUCGGGAACAAUAACGACGAGUUCACCUCUCCGAACGACCUGCGACCUAGCACGGGUCUCAAGCUACAGGUCAAUCUCCCUCCCACUCGAGACUCCCCACCAACGCUGAUCAACAACUUCACCGACCCCCAAGACACCAUCGGGUCGUGGUCACAAGGCUCAUACCAAGAGCUCCCCAGUGGCAACGGGUUAUUAGGGUACGGUGCGACAGCCAGGGUCGCCGAGUACGCCCCGCCCAGCUCGGCGAAAACUUCCCAGGGUGAGGUCGUCUGGUCCGCUGCAUUCGGGUACGGUGAUCUCGUGUCGAGUUAUCGCGUGUCCAAACAGGAAUGGCAUGCCACCCCCGCAGCAGACGACCCUAGCCUCGUCGUCCUCGCCGCCGAAGCCAACGAUACCCUGACGCACUGCGCGGGAAGUUCGGUCUGGAGAGGUUACGUGAGCUGGAAUGGCGCCACCGACGUGACGAGUUGGGAGAUCUACGUCGUCGGGACCAGCAACACCUCGAUCAUGCGGUCGAUCGGACAAGUCGAGAAGAUGGGGUUCGAGACCGAGUUUGUCGUCCCGGUAGGAUCGGCGUACGUUCAAGUCGGUGCGGUCGAGUCUUAUGGUGCUCGGGUGGUGCGGAACUCGACGGCGGUGAAGGUGGGAAGUUGGAAGAUGCAACAUGUCACUUCUUUACGACUGGAUCGAACGCAGUUUGAUAGGACUAAUUGA
Molecule: messenger RNA, 1728 nt
Organism: Exophiala oligosperma
Lineage: Eukaryota; Fungi; Ascomycota; Eurotiomycetes; Chaetothyriales; Herpotrichiellaceae
Exons: 2
Coding region: 1-1728 (575 amino acids)
Source: RefSeq, a predicted model, not a curated record